This is a messenger RNA of Amphiprion ocellaris (clown anemonefish), 1791 nucleotides long. RefSeq names its product E3 ubiquitin/ISG15 ligase TRIM25-like. Lineage: Eukaryota; Metazoa; Chordata; Actinopteri; Pomacentridae. Gene Ontology annotation, molecular function: protein binding; zinc ion binding. The transcript has 7 exons. The record is from RefSeq and is a predicted model, not a curated record. The coding region runs from base 80 to 1783 and encodes 567 amino acids.
AAUGUGAGAAGCUGUGAUCAGUACACCUGUGAGCUACGCCCAUCUCUGUUCCUGCCAGUUUGAGCUCAGAGUGCAGGAAAUGGCAGCCGCAACUAUUUCUAUUGAACAGGAGCAGUUCUGUUGUUCGGUGUGCCUGGAGGUUUUAAGAGACCCGGUGACAAUCCCCUGUGGACACAGCUACUGUCUGGAAUGUAUUGACGACUACUGGAACAGGCCCAAACAGAAAGGCCAGUACAGCUGCCCUCAGUGCAGGCAGGUGUUUAACCCGCGACCUCUGCUGAGCAGAAACACAGUUCUGGGUGAAGUGGUGGAGAAGUUUCAGCGAAGCGGAAUUCAAGCUGCUGCUCAGCACUCAACCAAAACAGAGGAGGUGAAAUGCAGUGUUUGCACAGGGAGAAAAAGCAGAGCUGUUAAAUCCUGCCUUCUGUGCUUGGAGUCCUACUGUGUGGCUCACUUGAGAGUCCAUGAAGAACACUUUCAUGGAAAGGCCCAUAAGCUGAUCCCAGCUUCAGAUGAGCUGAGAGAGAAGCUGUGUCCACAGCACGACAAACUACUGCGGCUGUACUGUCACACUGAGCAGCAGUGUGUGUGCUCACAGUGUGUUAAAGAGAGGCACAGGGGCCACGAUACAGUGUCAGUGGUGGAUGAGAGAGCAGCACAACAGAAAAAACUCCAAGAAACCGCUUUGAAGUCUGUGCAGAAAAUGAAGGACGUGGAGAAGGAGCUUAGAUAUGUUAUCAGAUACAUCAAGCACUCCACGGAGGCAGCGGUGGAGGAGAGUGAGAGGAUUUUCUCCAAGCUGAUCCGAUCCAUCGAGAAACAGAGCAGCGAGGUGAAGGAGGUGAUUAAAGUCCAGCAGAGAGCAGCUGUCAGUCAGGCUGAGGAGGUGCUGGAGAAGGUGCAGAGGGAGAUAGUGGAGCUCAGGAGGACUGAGGCUGAGCUGGAGAAACUGUCCCACACUGAGGACCACGUCCACUUCCUCCAGAAGUGCAAGUCUCUUCAUUUCCCUAUGAAGACCGUGGACAUGCCCAGCACUGAUGCACUUCACUAUCUGAUGUAUAAAACCACCAGAGGAGCUCUGGCUGACCUGAAGGACAGUCUGGAUGAAACGCUUCAAAAAGAGUUCAACAGGAUAUCCGAUAAGGUGAUUUCACUGAAGGAAAGCAGCAAUCGAAGUACCUCAGAGAAGACUAAAGUUAAAGACCCUGACGUACCAUACAACCCAGAGCCAAAGACAAGAGCUGAUUUCCUACAGUACUACAAUGACAUAACCCUGGACCCGAACACCGCCAACUCUUAUCUGUGCUUCACUGAUGGGCGACGAGGAGUGACCACACGUUCUGAUCCACAGCCCUACCCGGACCACCCAGACCGCUUCACCAGCUGGGCCCAGGUCCUGUGCAGAGCCGGCAUGGCUGGACGCUGCUACUGGGAGGUAGAGUGGGCUGGAAACGGAGGGGUUUCCAUCGGUGUCUGCUACAAAAACAUGGGCAGGAGUGGAGGAGGGAGCGACUGCAAGCUGGGACACAACGCCAAAUCCUGGAGCCUGGACUGCUCGUACACAAUCUGCUCAUUUCAGCACAAUAAUGAGAGCGUGGCCAUCGAUGCUCCUUGCGGCAGCAGAAUAGGAGUGUAUCUGGAUUUUAGAGGUGGAAUUUUAUGCUUCUACAAUGUCUCUGAUUCAAUGGUUCUACUUCAUAAAGCAAAGACCUCAUUCACGCAGCCUGUACACCCUGGAUUCUGGGUAGGGCUGGGCUCUACCUUGAAGUUGUGUUCACUUUAAGUGUGAAA